Pochonia chlamydosporia 170 is the source of this 186-nucleotide messenger RNA. RefSeq lists its product as hypothetical. The coding region runs from base 1 to 186 and encodes 61 amino acids. NCBI's taxonomy places the organism in Eukaryota, Fungi, Ascomycota, Sordariomycetes, Hypocreales, Clavicipitaceae. The transcript has a single exon. The record is from RefSeq and is a predicted model, not a curated record.
AUGACGUUUGCAAUUAUUAAAUGCGUUGCAACGGCUCAUGAUAGCCAACUCGCGCCUACAAUGUGUCCCACUAGAUUGUCAACUCCUCACGCCUUGCUUCCACCACCAGCCUUCCAUAACUUUGCAUCGUCAGUCUACAAGCAUUGCUUUAGGCGAAACCCUUCAUUGCGAAAACAAACGUGUUGA